UCAUUUGCUUUCAUAGUUUUUCCCACUCUUAUGCGUCAUACACCUUACACUGUCUCCGAUCAAUAUCAACCAUCACAUCCUCAUUUCCCGAUCUCUCUUUCUCUCUCCUCACAAUGUACCUUUCUAUUUCUCUCUCCUCACCGCCGUUUCUUGUCUUCUUCUGCAACCUCCAUUAACGAUGACAUUUAAGUCUCCAUUGAUUCCGUCGAGCUCUUGGAGAUAAUGCAGUAUUCAUUCCUCCACGACCUCUUUUUACCGUUAUAAACUUCAAUUUCAACUUAGAUAUGUUGAAUUGGAGUAUAUUUUUACCCAAUUUUUCCAUUGACUUAUUUUUAAAUCAUUUCACUGUUGAAUCGAAUUAUUGCUGUGUAAUUUGUCAAAAUUUUGAAGACUUGGUGUUCGUUGUCUUGAUUAAUUAUUAUAAUAAGUUAACUCCAUUUGACCGUUCAAAUUGAAAGAGUCAAAUAGCCGGUGGAAUCAGGUUGUAAAUUCCGUAUUCUUUGGGAAUUGAACUAUUUUUUGACGGAUUAAAACAGAAGAUAUAGGUAUAAAUUGGGAAAUUAGGUUAUGUUUUUUUGCAUAAGUUAAUCGGGAAGUCAGAAUAAUAAAUAUGGAAGGGAAAAUUAAGAAUGAUAAAGAUUUUAAGCGAUGUGAAGGUUGUAAUUCUGUGAAGAAAUCAGUGCCGAUUACAAUGGAUCAUGUUUUGUUGGCCCUUCAAGAAACUAAGGACGAGAGGGAGUUAAGGAUUCGUAGUUUGUUUAAUUUUUUUGAUAAAUCAAGUACAGGAUUCUUGGAUUAUACUCAGAUUGGAACGGGAUUGACAGCGCUUCAUAUACCAUCGGAUUACAAGUAUGCUAGGGAUCUUUUGCUCGUUUGUGAUGCUAAUAAAGAUGGGAGAGUGGAUUAUGAGGAGUUUCGGAGGUAUAUGGAUGAUAAGGAGCUUGAAUUGUAUCGCAUUUUUCAAACUAUUGAUGUGGAGCAUAAUGGCUGCAUAUUGCCAGAAGAGCUAUAUGACGCACUCGUUAAAGCGGGAAUUGAGAUUGACGAUGAAGAGCUAGCUCUUUUUGUUGAGCAUGUGGAUAAGGAAAAUAAUGGUGUCAUCACCUUUGAAGAAUGGAGAGACUUCCUUCUUCUAUAUCCUCAUGAAGUAACUAUUGCAAAUAUAUAUCAUUACUGGGAGAGGGUCUGCCUUGUUGAUAUUGGCGAACAAACUGUUGUACCAGAAAGUGUAAGUAAGCAUGUCAAUGCUAGCAGAUAUCUUAUUGCAGGAGGUAUUGCUGGUGCCACAUCUCGCACUGCUACUGCACCACUGGAUCGUUUGAAAGUGGUUUUACAAAUUCAGACGAAAGAAGCUCGCAUUAUGCCCGAAGUAAGGAAAAUCUGGAAAGAAGGAAAAAUGUUUGCAUUUUUUCGUGGCAAUGGAUUAAAUGUCGUGAAGGUUGCACCUGAAAGUGCUAUUAGAUUUUAUACAUAUGAAUUUCUUAAAGGAGUCAUAAUGGAUGCUAGAGGAGGGGAGAAAGCUGAUAUUGGUGGGAUGGGUCGCCUUGUUGCUGGUGGCGUAGCUGGUGCUGUUGCACAGACGGCAAUUUAUCCAUUUGAUCUAGUAAAGACACGGUUGCAGACAUAUGACUGCCUGUAUGGAAAAGUUCCUAGAAUAGGAGCUCUGACAAGGGAUAUUUGGGUCAAAGAAGGGACACGGGCUUUCUACAAGGGCUUUUUCCCAUCUGUUGUUGGAAUCAUUCCUUAUGCGGGCAUAGAUCUUGCUGCUUAUGAAACACUAAAGGAUUUGGCUAAAAAGUUUAUACUCCAGGACAAUGAACCUGGACCCCUUGUGCAAUUGGGUUGUGGAACCAUAUCUGGUGCUGUUGGUGCAACAUGUGUUUACCCUUUACAGGUUGUGAGGACAAGAAUGCAAGCUACCCAGUCAAAGGCAACGAUGUCGGAAGUUUUCUGGGGGACUUUUCAGAAUGAACAACUAAGGGGAUUUUAUAAAGGAUUGUUUCCUAACCUUCUAAAAGUAAUCCCAUCAGCAAGUAUUACUUAUCUGGUCUACGAGGCUAUGAAAAACCGUCUGGAACUGGAAUAAGAACCAGCUUCGAAAUUUUUGUCCCUUGACAUGGCUAACUAUUUGGUGCAGAAUUGGUAGCUUUGGCGCAUACAGAAGCCUACAAUACUUGGAUGGCCAAAAAUAAUGGCUUCUAUUUAGUAAAUAUGUGAUUGUUUCGAGCAAAUAUAAUCCCAAAAUCCCUACUAUAAUUAUUGGUAGAGUUGUGUAUAGGUGAUUUAAAUCUCUGUUGAAUCAAUGUGUGAUCAUGAUUGUUGUAUGAUCUGCAGCAUUAUAAACAGCUGACUACCAAAUUUUGUAGUGAUUUGAGAAUGUUUGCUUGUA
This is a messenger RNA of Amaranthus tricolor (Joseph's coat), 2389 nucleotides long. Its product is annotated as calcium-dependent mitochondrial ATP-magnesium/phosphate carrier protein 3-like. The coding region runs from base 611 to 2086 and encodes 491 amino acids. The record is from RefSeq and is a predicted model, not a curated record. The transcript is spliced from 4 exons. NCBI's taxonomy places the organism in Eukaryota, Viridiplantae, Streptophyta, Magnoliopsida, Caryophyllales, Amaranthaceae. Gene Ontology annotation, molecular function: calcium ion binding; ATP transmembrane transporter activity. Gene Ontology annotation, biological process: transmembrane transport.